Molecule: messenger RNA, 1203 nt
Organism: Anopheles coluzzii
Lineage: Eukaryota; Metazoa; Arthropoda; Insecta; Diptera; Culicidae
Product: toll-like receptor 3
Exons: 1
Coding region: 1-1203 (400 amino acids)
Molecular function (GO): protein binding
Source: RefSeq, a predicted model, not a curated record
AUGGUGCUGGCCGUUCUGCUUCAGUGCGAACACGUCACUUGCACUAUAUCGAAUUGGACUCCCAGUGUAGAAGGUUCAUCCGUGCUGAAGAACGUCCCGAACAGCGUUCAGUACUUAAACUUUCGCUACUUAAACAUUACUACGCUCAAUUUCGAAGUGCUAGAUCGAGUGAUGCUUUCAAACGACGCUACAAUCGAAACAAGCAUCCAGUACUCCCGAGUAGAGCAGGGUUAUAUGUCGUCACAUACGAACAUAACAAGUCUGUUGCUGAUUGACACGAAUCUAAUUGACAUAGAAUUUGAACCGCACAAUUCUAUGCUCAAGAUGCUCACAAUCAUCCAGAGCCAGCUUAUACGUGUGCCUGACAGCAUUAACCAGUUGGCCUUUUUGCAGGUUUUAGCUAUCGUACGAUCUCUCGUAGAUUCCGUUGAUUUAGGCCUGUUCUGCAAGUUGCAGUAUCUACAUUACAUCAACUUAAUGCACAACAAAAUUGCCUUCCUCAGUCACUCGCGUACGUCCGGUGUAGAGUUCCUGAAAUUAUGGGAUAUCAAUCUUUCGCAUAAUCUACUCACCACGGUUCGCCUCGACAUUUUCAAUGGAAUGAAGGCACUCAGAACAAUAAGUCUUUCGAACAAUCGCCUCCACAGUCUGGACGGUCAGUUGCUCUUAUCAAGCUUAAAAAAGCUGGAGCUAUCUCACAAUCGCUUCUCCGAGCUAAACUUUUGCAACUGGAAUGUAUCCAAUCUGGCGGAUCUGUAUAUAAACAAUAACACCUUACGGUGGUUGCCAGUUUGCAUAGAAGAGACAAUGCCGAGCGUAAGUUACUUAAACCUGGCCUCAAACGUACUCUCGACCGAUGAUAGUAUCUGGAGCAGACUGGCAAAGUUCCAUCAGCUAACAUUGCUCGAUAUCAGCUACAACCGUCUAACAAGCAUGGUGUGGGCUAACAUAACCCUCUCAUCGCGCUAUAUAAACAUGAACAACAAUCCGGUGAAAUAUAUCAACAUAUCGAUGGCCAUCGAUGGGUUCCAUGUUGACGCAGGUUGCACUACGAUCGAACAGUUGACGAUCAGUAGCAUGUCGUCCAAUGAAACCUACACAGACACUUAUUGCACUCCGAUACGAUGUAGCUACAAUAGCGAGCGUAAUUCAAACCAAUUGCAGUGUGGUAAGAAUGUGGAGGAAUGCGAAAUGUGCAUUUAG